This is a messenger RNA of Polyodon spathula (Mississippi paddlefish), 1753 nucleotides long. Its product is annotated as ataxin-1-like. Gene Ontology annotation, molecular function: protein binding; RNA binding. NCBI's taxonomy places the organism in Eukaryota, Metazoa, Chordata, Actinopteri, Acipenseriformes, Polyodontidae. Gene Ontology annotation, biological process: nervous system development; negative regulation of transcription by RNA polymerase II. The record is from RefSeq and is a predicted model, not a curated record. The transcript is spliced from 2 exons. Gene Ontology annotation, cellular component: nucleus. The coding region runs from base 284 to 1753 and encodes 489 amino acids.
GAGAGAGAGAGAGAGAGAGAGAGAGCAGCUCUCUCAAAGCUUGAUGUUUGUGUGUACACUGUUGUAGCCCAUUCAAUUAAAGGAGAGCCCUUCUUACUUAUUUACAGCACAAGAGGAAACACGGACCUCGCUCAGAAAAGGUGAACUACAAAUGAAGCUUCAUCCUCUGUGAGGAGCCAGUAAUGCUGCCUCAACGAACAGCAACUUUAAACCCAAUCUUCACGCAAGAGGCCCAUGUGACCUAAGACCAGCCUGUGGGAGCACAGAUCUGCCGCGAGGCCAAAUGAAUUCGGCUCCAGAUCGCAGGAAAGAAUGUUUGCCUCCAAAGAAGAGAGAGUUCCAGGCCCCGAAGCAGCGAGUCUCAGCCGAGGAGCCCUCCAAAGACUCCUUCAAGCAGCCCUCACCGCAGUGGAGGAAACGCACAGAACCCCAGGCCAAGGACCCCGCCCACUGCAGCAGCACUUCACUUCUGACCUUGAAGUAUCCCACGUAUAACCUAACUGCUCCACAGUGGCUAACCUCAGUCCCAGCAGCACAGCAAGACCCCGUCUUGUGGGGGAGCCAUUACGCCAGGACUGCUGACCCCUCUGCCGCCUAUAACAGCUUCCUCCAUCCCGGAGCCCCUCCGCUGACCUCCAGGUGGAAACACGACCCAAAUCAACAGUCAGCCCACAGAGCCCCCAGCGAGUACCAGCCUGGUUAUGGAGUCGAUCCAAGGGAGUUAUGGCCUCACCUGUCUGCAGGGAAGCAGUCCUUCAGUCCCUCACUUCCUUUGCCUAGCACCCAACCCCGCCAGCAGCCUCCCUCCCCUAGGGAUCCCCUGCAUGGCCACAGGAAGCACUUGACUACUGAAGCUACUAAUGGGUUUGAUGGGACGGCGCUGGGGCCAGGAAAUCCUUUCUCUCAAUACCACUUCAAGGGCAGAGCUCCUGAGAACUACCCCAAUGGUAAGAGGAAAUGCCCUGGAGAUCAGAGAUUGUUGGAUACCGCCUCUUCUAAGCACAGCAGGCCGUCCAAAGCAGCAAACUCCCAUUCAGCAGACUACAGAAAGGACCAACGGCUGUUCAGCCAAUCCCAUUCCCAUGCCCAGGCCACCGUAGAGAGUAGGAGAGCAAAGCAUGCUGCUCUAGACGAGGUGAGCCCCGUGCGCUCCACUGGAUGGGCUCAAAUCUUUUAUGGCUUGCCAGCUUCAUCCACCUAUAUGGGAAUACAGCGUCCUCCCCUCGGCUAUUCCAUUUACAGCCAUCUAGAUCCUGCACAGGGCCCAGCUAUCCCCUUUUACAGCCAGCAAGGAGAAUCAGGUCUGACACUCAGGACCUCAGGGCUCCUUUCAGUUUCGAAUAGGAUUGUUCCACCUGGAGUCCCUCUGACAGUGGGGGGCUCCGGUAGUGAUAGCCAGCACCCCUCUCCCGGAAUCCCUAUCGAUUAUUCGAUUCACUCUCCCGCCGGGCAUCCCUCACACACUGAGGCUGGGACCACUGUCUCUGCCUCCUCUCCCUCCCCUUCUCCAGCUCCCAAACCCCCCCUAGUCCUACCUCAUUUCGCAAAGGGUUCCCUCAUCCAGCUGUCCACGGGAGAGCUGAGGAGAGUGGAGGACAUGCACACGGAGGACUUCAUGUGUAGUGCGGACGCCAGCCCCGAGCUUCGUCUCAGCUACUGCACCGUGCAGAGGAUCAGGGAGAGCCCAGACCCUGGCUUCACUCAGCUGCAGGUCCUGCUGAGUGAUCACACUACUCAGGUUUGUGUGCUCUAG